This is a messenger RNA of Talaromyces amestolkiae, 747 nucleotides long. RefSeq lists its product as uncharacterized. The transcript has 2 exons. Bases 1 to 747 code for a protein of 248 amino acids. Lineage: Eukaryota; Fungi; Ascomycota; Eurotiomycetes; Eurotiales; Trichocomaceae. The record is from RefSeq and is a predicted model, not a curated record.
AUGGCUGCGGCAGCAAAGAGGCUUGUUUUGAUCACUGGCGCCAAUAGUGGUAUUGGUUUUGAGCUUGCCGCUCAGCUCUUAGCAAAGGGUACAUACCAUGUCUUUCUGGGAGCUCGAUCGGCCGAAAAGGGAAACGCUGCUCUGCAACAGCUGCGGUCUCGUAACUUGCCAGACAGCGUAGAGAUGCUUUUGCUGGAUGUCACCAAAGAUGAUUCUAUUGAGGAGGCUGCUGCUAAGGUUCGCAAGCAAUUCGGCAAAUUGGACAUCCUCGUGAACAAUGCAGCUAUCGCGCCAAUGGAGGGUGGCACGUUGCGUGAGUGCAUGCGUACCGCGUUCGAUACCAAUGCCACUGGACCUUUGAUCGUUACCAACGCCUUUGCGCCUCUCUUGAAGGAGUCAAAAGACUCGCCUAGGAUUGUCAAUAUCACCAGUGGAGCAGGCUCCAUCACUUCUCGUCUCAACAAGAACUCGCCUUUGUAUAAACUCCAAGGCCACCAGUACCGAGCUAGCAAAACUGCCCUCAACAUGAUUACUGCUUGUCAGUAUGUAGAGUACGAGCCUGAUGGAAUCACGGUUUUGCUUUACGAUCCCGGUUAUACCGUCUCGAACCUCGGCCCCCACAACAAGGCGGAGUUUGGUGCGAGAGCGCCCGUUGAUUCAGUUAUGCCUUUGAUCGAUGUAAUUGAAGGAAAGCGCGAUGAUGAAGCUCCUAAGAUAUUGCACAACACUGGUAUGUACGAGUGGUAG